Molecule: messenger RNA, 1402 nt
Organism: Magnolia sinica
Lineage: Eukaryota; Viridiplantae; Streptophyta; Magnoliopsida; Magnoliales; Magnoliaceae
Product: replication factor C subunit 2
Exons: 7
Coding region: 184-1191 (335 amino acids)
Biological process (GO): DNA-templated DNA replication; DNA repair
Cellular component (GO): nucleus; DNA replication factor C complex
Molecular function (GO): ATP hydrolysis activity; ATP binding; DNA clamp loader activity
Source: RefSeq, a predicted model, not a curated record
UCAGGUCCGGCCCUUUUUUUCCCCGCCAUUCGAAGCCGCGGUAGGGCGGACUACCAAACCGUACUUCAAAAUUACAGAAACGGAGAAAAGCUCAGGCCCAAAACCCUCCGUUGUUUCCCUCUAUUUUCUGGAUUUGGGGGUUUUCAGGGAUUUCGUAUCAGAAGCCAUCCGCUUCGUCCAAUCAUGGCUUCUUCGGGCCCACCACAGUCAUCAUCAUCGAGCGGCUACGAAAUCCCGUGGGUGGAGAAAUACAGACCCGCCAAAGUAGCCGACGUUGUGGGGAACGUGGACGCCGUCUCUAGACUUCAAGUCAUUGCAAGGGAUGGAAACAUGCCCAACCUCAUCCUAGCCGGCCCUCCGGGAACUGGGAAAACUACAAGUAUACUUGCCCUUGCGCAUGAGCUCUUGGGGUCAUACUGCAAGGAGGCUGUUUUGGAGUUAAAUGCAUCAGAUGACAGGGGAAUUGACGUUGUGAGGAACAAGAUUAAGAUGUUUGCUCAGAAAAAGGUAACACUCCCACCAGGGCGGCACAAAGUAAUAAUUUUGGAUGAAGCCGACAGCAUGACAUCUGGAGCACAACAAGCCUUGAGGAGGACAAUGGAGAUAUAUUCAAACUCAACACGAUUUGCUCUCGCGUGCAAUACUUCUUCAAAAAUUAUUGAGCCCAUUCAGAGCAGAUGUGCACUUGUUCGUUUUUCAAGAUUGUCCGACCAAGAGAUUCUUGCUCGUCUUAUGGUAGUGGUCGAAGCUGAGAAGGUUGCAUAUGUGCCAGAAGGUCUUGAAGCCAUAAUCUUCACUGCUGAUGGGGAUAUGAGGCAGGCUUUGAAUAACUUGCAAGCUACAUAUAGCGGGUUCCGGUUUGUCAAUCAAGAGAAUGUCUUCAAGGUCUGCGACCAGCCUCACCCUUUACAUGUCAAGAAUAUGGUCCGCAAUGUUCUCGAGGGGAAUUUUGAUGAUGCCUGUUCUGGUCUGAAGCAGCUCUAUGAUUUGGGUUAUUCUCCUACCGACAUAAUCACCACGCUUUUCCGUAUCAUAAAGAAUUAUGAUAUGGCCGAAUAUCUGAAAUUGGAGUUCUUGAAGGAAACUGGAUUUGCCCACAUGAGAAUCUGCGACGGAGUUGGCUCACUCCUUCAGCUGUGUGGCCUCUUGGCCAAGCUCUCUCUAGUUCGGGAAACAGCAAAAGCUGCGUAAGUAGAUCUUGAUGCAUCGAAUCUGUUUGCAGUUUAAGAACUUUGGAAGAGCUGUUUAUAUAGGAUUUUGGAUUUAGCAUUCUGUGCAUUUAGCUGGAUAUCGGAACGAUUUGAGUUGUCGGGUUUUUGAACUAUGGCAUGGAGCUGUUUUCCUACUUGGAUUGACUGCCCAUGCGUGUAAUCAAAGGGCAACUUCUUCUUCCCUUUUCCCA